GGAAUUUGUGCGCACUUCCUGGGCAGAUUGGACUUUUACUUUGGAGGGAGGCUAUAACUGGUACUUCGCUAAACUGAGGUUUAUCAGAUUAAUUAACAGAAGAUCGAGCCCCCGAGCUGAAACAAAAAAAACACACAAAAAGUUGUAUUACUUUCUGAGAGAAGAGACGGUUGCUGACUUGCAAGAUUCUCGAAAACGGUGGGGUGUGUGGUGUGAUUAAAAGGGCUUUGACAUGGAGUAUCAGCCGGUGUUGGGCCACCAGAACAGAAACUACGGAAUGGCCAAUCCGGGAUACGUACCCGCGCAGGGAGCACCCGCAAUGUUCGCCCCACCCGCCGCCGCUGCUGUUGACUUCUUGGGCCCCAGCGCUCCUCCGUCCAGCAUGUUUGACAGCAUGCCGGGCUAUGAAGGCACCUUGGCAGGAGGAGGAGGUGGGUAUCUGCCCCCUCCGAUGCCGGCUUCCCCGGCUCCCCAGCCUCAACCUGGACCUGAACAGCCACAGUGGAACAUCCCGUCUAUAACUGAAGAAACUGCCCGGGAGGCGUUAGCCCUGUACGCCUCCAGCAAGUGCUGCUACAGUGCAGCGCCAGUGAAGGACGGUGUGAUCACCAGCAUGGACGCAUUCAACACGUACAGGUACCGCCUGGAAACCUUCACUGAAUCAAGAUCUACAGAGUGGAGUCACGAGCCGUACCAUGGCCAGCCAGUGGACGCCUUCUCCCAACCGCCUCCGGGUCCUUGGGACGUUCCUGUCAAAGUCCCCAGUUUAUUCGUGGAAGACAAACAGAUCAUGAAGGUUCCCUACACGUCGUCCACAAAGUCCUGCCACGUGUGUGUGGGAAUGGGCCGAAAACCUUGCAAAGACUGCGCCGGCGCUGGUAAUAAAGUCUGUUGGGUGUGCAACGGGUCUGGUUAUCGCCACGGAGAAGAUCGAUGCCACCACUGCGGUGGCAGAGGGAGGGAGAAUUGCAACCACUGCCACGGUCAAGGAUCCAUGCAAUGUCCAACAUGUCAUGGAAAACAACAGCUGCUGGUCUACAUCAGCCUCACUGUGAAAUGGACCAACAACUCUGAUGACUACGUUGUGGAACAGUCAAGUGGACUGCAGCUGGACAACCUCAGCAAAGUCUCUGGCAAGGAGCUUUUCAGAGACUCUCAGUACCUGGUCUACCCACUGAUGGGCUUCCCAGACCCUGUGGUGGUGAAUGCUGCAGAGCGCCUUGUCGGUGAACACCAGGGCAAGUACUCAAGGACGUCACGCAUCCUGCAACAGCGUCAAACCAUCGAGCUGAUCCCUGUCACCAAGGUGACCUACUCUUGGAAAGGAAAAUCACACAUUUACUUUGUUUACGGGAAUGAGUUCAAAGUAAAUGCAGAUAACUAUCCUGCUACCUGUUGCUGUACUGUGAUGUAAACUGCAACGGUUGUGUAUGAAGGUUUUCCUUUCCUUUCCUUUAGAUAUCGAAAUACGUUUUACAUGCAAGUCGGUUCUACUGACUAGUGGGUAGUUCCAUGAACACGUGGGCAGUCAAACAAGGGCAUUUCAAACAGUAUGAACGCCUCAGAAGUUAGUAGAGCUGAUGAAGCAUCUUAAAUCGGCGCCCUUCGAGGCAACACAGAAAGUCUAUUCACCUUUUUACUGUAUGAUAACUAAUGUUUAGGAAAUCAUUUGUAUUGUUGCGUGUCAUUUGUAUGCAUGCGCCACAGAAGAAUGAAUUGUUUACUGACUCAAUAUAAACCAUAAUCCACUAUAUUCCCUGAAUCUUAUAUGGCACCAAUGAUUUGUUUUUGUCAUCAGUUAUGCAAACUAUUUCCUAUGAUAUAUUUGCAGCAGUAUUUUUGUUAUGUUGGUAAUAUGUAUGUGAACUAAUAGUUUUAUGUGAAUAUAACCAAUUCUUGAAUGUUUAUAAUCAAAUGAGACAAAAACGUAUAAUGCUUUAUUUUGAACUAUCCCUUACUUUCAAUAAAAUAUAUUUCUUUUUGUACAAGUAAA
Messenger RNA from Anarrhichthys ocellatus (wolf-eel), 1993 nucleotides. It is a transcript of the gene ssuh2rs1, whose product is annotated as ssu-2 homolog, related sequence 1. The record is from RefSeq and is a predicted model, not a curated record. The coding region runs from base 233 to 1414 and encodes 393 amino acids. The transcript has 14 exons. NCBI's taxonomy places the organism in Eukaryota, Metazoa, Chordata, Actinopteri, Perciformes, Anarhichadidae. Gene Ontology annotation, molecular function: heat shock protein binding.